This is a messenger RNA of Danio rerio (zebrafish), 1629 nucleotides long. RefSeq names its product transmembrane protein 150Ab (gene tmem150ab). Gene Ontology annotation, cellular component: plasma membrane. The record is from RefSeq and is marked provisional. NCBI's taxonomy places the organism in Eukaryota, Metazoa, Chordata, Actinopteri, Cypriniformes, Danionidae.
GCAGCAUCCGCUCAGGAGCCGCGGGGCCUGCGAUAUUAUUGGUUGCUGGCAAUCAUCGGGGGUCCAGAUGUAGUUGCAGGAGAAUCACGUUGCCCCCACUGAUCCACAUAUCCCACACUGCAUGGCUUCAAUUGCUGGUGACUCGCAGCGUGUCUCCAUUACCCCAGUCCUGCACACCCUCAUGCUGGGGUCUCAGGCCUCUCACAGACUGACCAAUGACUGCUUGGAUUGUUCUGCCUGUCAGCCUGUCUGCCUUCUCCAUCACGGGGAUAUGGAUCGUUUACGCCAUGGCUGUAAUGAACCAUCAUGUAUGUCCGGUUGAGAACUGGUCAUACAAUUUGACAUGCACAGAGGAAACGGCUAAGAGGGGCUUCCCAAAGACCUGCUGUACCCUUCAAGACAUCCCCCUUAUCAGUAAAUGUGGUUGCUAUCCACCAGAGAGCUGUCUCUUCAGUUUGAUAGGCAAUGUUGGGGCCUUUAUGGUGGUCAUGGUGUGCAUGCUGCGAUACGCUCAAGUGAUUGAACACAGUCAUCACUGCUGGACCAACACAAGUGCUUUGGUGUCCGGCUGCAUCAAUGCCCUUGGGUUGGUCAUGGUGGGCAACUUCCAAGUGGAUCAUGCCAAGACGCUUCACUAUGUUGGAGCAGGUGUAGCUUUCCCCGCAGGCUUGCUGUUUGUGUGUCUGCAGUGUGUUCUGACAUACCGUAUAGCAGAGACAGCACUGGACUACUGGAUGGCUCAUGUACGCGUGGCUCUCUCGGCUGGAGCUCUCGUAUCACUUGUCCUCAGUGGUGUCUUCUUCGUGCAUGAGAGUUUUGUUUUGCAGCAUGCUGCAGCCAUCUGUGAAUGGGUCUUCACGGUUUUGGUCCUAGUGUAUUACGGCACCUUUACUUAUGAGUUUGGCACUGUCAACACUGACACCAUGAUGGCGGCCUUAAUGAAACGCAGUCAACAUCACCAUCCAGGGUCAUCGGUCAUUAUGGGGGGCAUUAGUAAGGGUGUUGCAAUGGGAUGUGGCGCCCGUGGUCUAAAGUCACCCGGAGGCAGCAGCACUUCCACACACCUCAACUGCACACCAGAGAGCAUCGCCAUGCUUUAGGAGUUAACCACUAAAGCACUCGCUCAGACCUCAGCACAUAGACUCUGAACUCUUCAUCUGGCUCAUGGAUUUGAGAAAAACUGGUACAAGCAAUACAGCGUUUACAGUGAGUUUGCAGACUUGCUAAAUAUAAUCAUAACAGUAACAGGUAAGGUAUUUAUCGUUCAAGUGUAAGAUAACUCAAAGAGAGUCUCAGUAACCAGCAGAGAUGAUUCUUUCCCCAUGAAUCAUGGGAACUUUGAGAGAAAGGAUUUAAAACUGCAAUAAUUCAUCUCCAAAGGCACAUUCACACUGACCAUGACAAAAAGUGUUUAGGGUUAACCUAAUUUCCCAUUGGUUGAGGAAAUUAGGACAUCUUGUAGAGUGCUGCUUGGAAGAUGCAUUUUUAUAGCUGAAACCCAUAAACUAUUUAGCAUUUUAACUCAUCCAAUUUUUUAAUCCUAAGGUUAUUUAUGUGUUAUUAUAAUUUUUUGUACUUAAUUUGUUUCGCUAAUGUCAUAUGUAUUAAAAAAAAACAAUUCAAGAAAUA